Molecule: messenger RNA, 2685 nt
Organism: Megalobrama amblycephala (Wuchang bream)
Lineage: Eukaryota; Metazoa; Chordata; Actinopteri; Cypriniformes; Xenocyprididae
Product: prolyl endopeptidase-like
Exons: 15
Coding region: 142-2271 (709 amino acids)
Biological process (GO): proteolysis
Cellular component (GO): cytosol
Molecular function (GO): serine-type endopeptidase activity; oligopeptidase activity
Source: RefSeq, a predicted model, not a curated record
AGAGAGAGAGAGAGAGAGAGAGAAGUGUUUGAUUUCACUUUCACUUUUCAGAGCUGACUCACCCGGGCGUGAAGCAUACGGACAAAAACACACAAAUAUACACUGAAUUUGACAACAAAAAACCAUCAAAACACACCCAGAAUGGCUUUCAAAUACCCUGAAGCGCGGAGGGAUGACAGUAAGGUGGACGAUUAUCACGGAGAGAAGAUCCCAGACCCGUACCACUGGCUGGAAGACCCCGACUGUGAGGAGACUAAGAUGUUUGUGGAAGAGCAGAAUAAACUGACCAUGCCGUUCCUGGAAGAGUGUGCCGUCAAAGAGCGCUUCCACCAGCGCCUCACCGAACUCUACAACUACCCCAAAUACAGCUGCCCUUACAAGAGAGGGAAGAGAUAUUUCUAUUUCCAUAACGAGGGUCUGCAGAGCCAGGACGUUCUGUAUGUGCAGGACUCUUUAGACAGUCCAGCGUCGGUGUUCUUCGACCCAAACAAGCUCUCAGAAGACGGAACGGUGGCUCUCAAGAUGGGCCGCCUGUCAGAGGACUGUGAGUAUUUUGCGUACGGCCUGAGCAGCGCUGGCUCUGAUUGGGUGACCAUACACUUCCUGAAGGCUGAUGACCUCACCGAGCUGCCGGACCUUCUGGAGAGGGUGAAGUUCAGCUGCCUGGCCUGGACCCACGACGCCAAGGGCAUCUUCUACAACUGCUACCCUCGACAGGACGGCAAAGCUGACGGCACCGAGACCACAACAAACCUAAACCAGAAACUGUACUACCAUGUCAUUGGCACAAGCCAAUCAGAAGACGUCCUGGUGGCCGAGUUUCCUGACAACCCAAAAUGGCACAGUAACCUUACCGUUUCUGACGAUGGCAGGUAUGCAGUGCUGUCCAUCACUGAAGGCUGUGAGCCGGUGAACCGUCUGUGGUACUGCGACCUGCAGCGGCUGCCCGACGGCAUCACAGGUUUGCUGCCGUGGGUGAAGUUGGUUGACACAUUUGAAGCGCAGUACACAUACAUCACCAACGACGACACUGUCUUCACUUUACGCACCAACCUGGAGGCUCCUCGUUACCGCCUGAUUACCAUAGACCUGCAGGAACCGGAGCAGAAGCACUGGAAAACCCUCAUUCCCCAACACGAGAAGGACGUCCUGGGCUUUGUGGAGUGUGUGAACCAGCGCUACCUGCUGGUGAAUUAUGUGCAUGACGUGAAGGACAUCUUACAGCUGUAUGAACUGCAGUCAGGGAAACUGAUCCGGGACCUGCCGUUAGACGUGGGCACUGUAGUCGGCCUCAGCUGCAAGAAGAAGCACUCUGACUUCUUCUACAAGUUCACCUCCUUCACGACACCUGGUAUAAUCUACCACUGUGACCUGAGCAAAGCCGACCCGGAGCCCACGGUCUUCCGGCAGGUGGAGGUCAAAGGCGUCGAGCCGAGUGACUAUCAGACAACUCAGGUGUUUUACCCCAGUAAAGAUGGCACAGAGAUCCCAAUGUUCCUGGUUCAUGCACGCGGCAUAAAGAAAGACGGCUCUCAUCCAGUCUUCCUGUACGGAUACGGAGGCUUUGAGAACUCGAUUCAGCCGCACUACAAUACUGCUUACCUGCUUUUUAUAAGACACCUGGGAGGAAUCCUGGCUGUAGCGAACAUCCGAGGAGGAGGAGAGUACGGCCAGACCUGGCACAAAGCUGGCACUCUCGGGAACAAGCAGAACUGUUUCGAUGACUUCCAGAGCGCGGCCGAGUACCUGAUCCAGGAGGGAUUCACCACGGCCAGCCGGAUCGCCAUCAACGGAGCGUCCAACGGCGGCCUGCUCGUGGCGGCGUGUGUGAACCAGCGGCCCGAGCUCUUCGGCUGUGCGGUGGCUGAGGUCGGGGUCAUGGACAUGCUCAAGUUCCACAAAUUCACCAUCGGCCACGCCUGGACCACCGACUACGGCUGUGCGGACGAUCCUGAACAGUUUAAAUGGCUCAUCAAGUACUCUCCUCUCCAUAACCUUCCGCAGGCUCCUCGAGACGGGCCGCCGUACCCCGCUAUGCUGCUGCUGACGGCCGAUCACGACGACCGCGUGGUUCCCCUGCACACUCUGAAGUACGUGGCCACUCUCCAGCACGGCGUGGGCCGCAACCCCGGACAGAAGCAGCCGCUGAUGGUCAGAGUGGACACACGGAGCGGACACGGAGCCGGGAAACCCACCGCUAAAGCCAUCCUGGAGGACACACACAUCUUCUCUUUUAUAGCUCAGACACUGGGCCUCAGCUGGAGAGAAUGAGAGAGCUGCAGAAGAUCAGGCACAAAUUAUCUAGUGAUCUCUAAAGAUAUCAUCUUUAUGCAGAGAGAGAGAGACUGAGAGGAGGUUCUAUACAGAACAGAAGGGUUCUUGACUCAAUUUAAAGAACUCUUUACAGCAAAAUUAUUGCAUAACGCUUUCAUGUUUAACGGGUUAUUUCUAGUGAUAAAGAAUGUUUAUGAGCUGUUUAAUUCAUUUAGAAAAGAACUAAUUCAUUCAUUAAAACUAAAUCCAUAAAAGGAACCUGAUGAAACCCUUUAAGCUCCUUUAAAGAAGCUUCUCUGUGUAGUGAGUAAUGAUUGACGAUAUAAAUCAUAGAAGAGACUGAAUUGAUUUUUUACUUUUGUUUCAGCAUUGUUUUUGUAACAAUAAACAAUUUCUUUUUUGAUCAAUCCA